AUGGAAGUCAGCGAGAUCAACCCUUUUCCGAUAGCCUUUGCAGAUGCCUACACACCUCCCUCCUUCCUCCCCAACCAGCUCUCAAAUCCUAAGACUUUCCUCCUCAAUAUUGCGAUUCUGCACCUCGACGUGUCAAAAGGCCGACAAGCUCGCCUCGGCAUGUCUUCUGAGAUCGUGAAAUCCGCAUGGGAAGUAAUCCCGAUGUUUCAAUCACGCUCUAUCCCUCGCACAAUUCAAUUCUACACCGAGAAAUUGGGGUUCGAACUUGCCAGCGUAAACCCCGAGGAAGGCUCAUCCGAGCAGACAUUUUGCUCCUUAUUCAGUGGCAGAAAGGCAGACGCCAACUUCUACUUCUCAAAAGCAACAACUGGGGAUUUCACCCCGUCACAGGCGAUGAUUGCCCUAGGGACAUCGCAGUUGGAUGAGUAUUACGAUUAUCUGAGGCCUCUCGAUGAUGUUGAUAUGGCGGAAGAUGCCAAGGAUACACCGUAG
Penicillium hordei is the source of this 492-nucleotide messenger RNA. RefSeq lists its product as uncharacterized. NCBI's taxonomy places the organism in Eukaryota, Fungi, Ascomycota, Eurotiomycetes, Eurotiales, Aspergillaceae. The record is from RefSeq and is a predicted model, not a curated record. The transcript has 2 exons. The coding region runs from base 1 to 492 and encodes 163 amino acids.